Messenger RNA from Malaya genurostris, 1007 nucleotides. RefSeq names its product brachyurin-like. Gene Ontology annotation, molecular function: serine-type endopeptidase activity. Lineage: Eukaryota; Metazoa; Arthropoda; Insecta; Diptera; Culicidae. The coding region runs from base 15 to 905 and encodes 296 amino acids. The record is from RefSeq and is a predicted model, not a curated record. Gene Ontology annotation, biological process: proteolysis. The transcript has a single exon.
CGACAGUAUUCAGGAUGAAAACCGGGAUCGUGCUUCUAUUGAUUGGGGCUUUGGCCGUCGCUAGUGCCGAAUGGAUCGAUAUCGAUUGGUCCCAGGUGAAACCGAUCGAAGAGUUUGAUCAUUACUGGACCCGCAUACCGAAGGAGUGGCAGUUCCUGCGCAAGCUGACCCCAAAUCGUCGUGUCACCAAUGGACAAGAAGCCACCCCUGGACAGUUCCCGUACCAAAUUGCGCUGCUCAGUACCUUUUCCGCGGGUACCGGUCUUUGCGGAGGCAGCGUCCUGACAAACAACUUCAUCCUGACUGCUGCCCAUUGCGUUCAGAAUGCUCUAGGAGGAACUGCCAUCAUGGGAGCUCAUAACAGAAUCAAUACGGAGGACACUCAGCAGAGAAUUGCUUUCAGUGCCUCUGGUAUUACGAUCCAUCCUGGAUAUACCUCGACCAACAUCCGAAACGAUAUUGCAGUUGUCCGUUUGGAUAGCGCCAUCGUGUUCAAUGACCGUGUCCAACCGGCACGAAUUCCCGCUUCUGGAGACAGUCGUACAUUCGCUGGUGAAACCGGAACUGUAUCCGGAUUCGGUCGCACCACGGAUGCCAGCCAGGCUACUUCGGCUGUGGUUAUGUUCACUUCUAAUCCAAUCAUGACCGAGGCCGACUGUCUGUCCAGCUGGGGAGGCAAUGCCGCCAUUAUUCAGGCCCAGAACAUUUGCCUCUCCGGAGAAGGUGGCCGUUCUUCGUGCAACGGUGAUUCCGGUGGCCCGUUGACCGUUGCCGAAGGUGGUUCGCUGCAGGUCGGAAUCGUAUCGUUCGGAUCUGCCGCCGGAUGCUCGAUCGGAAUGCCCUCGGUGUACGUCCGUGUUACCUUCUUCCGUGAUUGGAUCGUGGAUAACUCAGAUUUCUCGUAAGAAUGCUGCAUUCGAAUCUUAAGGCAGUUUGGCUCCGACUUGUCUGUGUACUGUUGAGAGUUAAGAACAAUAAAGUAAUAAAACUUGAACAUUCGUUAGAAA